Molecule: messenger RNA, 3491 nt
Organism: Ectocarpus sp. CCAP 1310/34
Lineage: Eukaryota; Phaeophyceae; Ectocarpales; Ectocarpaceae
Source: the annotation of a GenBank genome assembly
UGAUUGACGGUUGGUCAACAGUCCUCCCACGAACUUCCCCUCUGUCCGCAGGUGCUGUUGUUGUUUCUUCGUGGUGCGCUGCGUGACAGCUUGAUGUGCACCUUGCUUGAUGACAAGGGGCUCUCACUGCUGCUGCUGUUGAGUGUACGUGCGUGCGUGCGUGCGCGUGUCCGUGUCUGCGUCGCUCCCUCAACCCCAGCACACAAAAUCGCACCACACCAGUACGGAGACAGGAAGUGAUUACUGUACACUGGCCGACAACAGCCUCUGAACGAAGGGCGAUGUCGCGUCAAACGCGUUCGGCCGAGACGGGGGUUUGGGACCGGGAGGUAUACUGUGGUCUUUGCAUAGUGCUUGUUCGGGCGUGGAGGUCAGCGCAUCACGGACAACCCGAUUCGACGAAGGGGCAGAGCACAACGACAGAAUAAGCAGAGGCAGAGGGGAGCAGAAGAGCCUCGUCUGUUUGCACAUAGACAACACAGCAAAUGGAGCGCGACCAACAGCAACGGCAAGUGCCAGGACGAGGCCUUGAAAGCGGCCGGCUGUCUACGACACCGUCUUCCAAUCCCGCCACCGACACCCAGCCUUGGCGUGAGCAGCGGUGGGCACGACGACCACCACCGCUACGGCGACCUUCGGCUACUACUUCCGGCCUUGCCUCGGCGACCGCUACUAGAACAGCAGUGACGACGAUCGUGUGCGUGGUUGUUGCCGGCGUCUUCCUCGCCGUCCGCUCCCCCAACGGCAUCCAACCACUCCAGCGCGGAGAAGAAGCGCCGCCGACGAGCGCGGGGCCCGCCCGCCCGCCGCCACCGCCGCCGCUGCUGCUGCUGCUGCCACGGAGAGCGGCCGGCGAUCGACUCUCCCGGGGAGGAGAAGCCGUCGCCACAAGCGGAGGAAGCGGCCGUCGGAUAGGCGGAGAAACAAGAAGGGCUUCCGCUCUCGCUGAAGAACUGGACGGGGGCGGGGGGGGGGGCGAUAGCGCUAUAUCAGCAUGGGCGCCGUUCUCCCUAAAGCGCUACGAGAGCUUCGAGGCCUACGCGACGGAGCAGUCAGCCAGCGGCAACGCCAUCCUUCCCGUUCCCAUCGUCCGGCCCCCGGGGAAGGGACCCGAGGCCUCUAGGUCUAUCCCGCUGGCGAUCAUUAUCGGGACUCAGGCGAGUGCUAAAGGGGGGACGCAGAAUCUCCGCAGCCAUCUGCUGACACACCCCUCGCUGUCAGGGUUGAGGCAGAAAGAGGCGCACUUUUUCGACUGGUUCUGGUUCACUAGCGAUCCCAAGAGCCGUCACGAGUGGCGGGGGGAUGGCCGUGGUGGUGCUGGCCUCAACUCCAGCGCAGCCGGUGAAGUCCUUUCGGCCUACGCGGACAGGGCCAUGGAAGCGGUUGACCCUCGCAAGCGCGACACCAUGGCAACGGUGGAGUCGACGCCUCUGUACUUCUUCUAUCCCCUUGCGCCCUACCGGAUGAAGAUGGUUCUUCCCGCGGCGAGACUCGUCCUGAUUCUCAGAGAUCCCACGGAGAGGUACUUCUCUCACCUGCGAAUGAUGAUGUGCUGGACACGGGACAGCGAAACUUUCGACCAUCUCGAGAAACGACAAAAAACAUAUUUCCAUAUCCCAGGGCGGGUCAAGGAGUACCUCGAACGAGGGGAGGCGAGCUACAAGCCUUACACGCCGCUGUGUCGGGGGGAGGAGGCAAGGGCGAAAGACCUCUUACGUUGCUGGAAGGCCAUGGUGACGCACGACCCGCUCCACCGUGGUCUCUACGCGGACCAACUGGAGAGAUGGUUCAGGGUGUAUCCCCGAUCACAGAUUCUUGUCUUGGAGUCUUCGGAGAUGUUCGGAAACUUCACCGGCACCCUCGACAAGGUGGCCAGGCACAUCGGACUGCCGCCGCACGGCUAUGAGUACGACUCCAGGCACCAGCACGCCAGCGCCCCGUGCGAGCGAAACCACCCGGAGUUGUUUGCAGAGGGCGGAAGGUACCAAAAGAUGCUCGAGGACCAGCGAGUAUUGCAGGAGUGGUACCGGCCACACAACGAGCGCCUCUAUCGGCUCCUCGGACGGGAGAUGCCGUGGGAAUGAGGAAUGAAUCCUCUUCUAACCCGCUCAUCUCUGAUCGGAGGAUUUUGGUUUGGCACGAGGAGACAAGACCCAUCGACCGCGGGCAUGGCUUCUAUUCUCACCCUCUCAUCUCUGGCUGGAGGUACUAGUGCAUUCGAGGGUACUCCCCUCAUCGACCAGAACAUAACCCUUGACUUGACACAAUAAUCUUACAGGAGCCAGGGUGGAAGGGUUGCGUGGACGUGGAGCACACCGGGCCCGAGUUGGACGGUCGACUUCUUCCCCCAGGGUUGUUUCUUGCUGAAAUCCUGCUGAUGUGUCGUGAAUCAUUUAUCGACCGUUUUUCGUAUAAUAAUGGAUCUCUUCCUGCAUUUUGAAACUUGUUUACUGUCUCAAGGAUCAUUUUAACUUUAGCAUGGGCCUUGUUCGCCUAUUUGUUUUAGGUUUACGGGGUUUUGUUUCAUGAAUUUUUCUGCUUUUUGGAUGGAUCUUGAUGGUUUUCAAUGGAUGUUGCUGUUUGGAAUGGAUGCUGCUGCUUGUACGACUGUAUGUCUCGUUGUUGAUUUGACGGAUGUAGUUGCUGAUUUGAUGGAUCUAGUUGCUGCAUGUCAAGUACUCGCGUCCCCCUGUUCACUGUGGGCGUGGAUCUGGUUGAUGUCAAACACUCACGUCCCCUUGUUGCCAUGUGGGAGUGUUCGACGGAAAAACACCGAAUAGAGCAGCACCCUAUCCAGCGUCAGACGUAUAGGUAUAUCCCGACAUUGAAAGGUUUCGUGCGUUGCCAAAUCUUCUCGUGGAACUCUUAUUGCCCUUGAUGGGCUUUGACCAGAAUGACCGGGAUAGGUUGACUGCUGAGUUUGAUGUACAGUAGAAAUGGAGGUUCGGAGCCAGCUUGCACACCAAACACGGCGCCUAUUCCCUUGUAGGUGUAGGGCCCGGAGCCCCGUUGCCUUCACCCGUUAAAUGUGUGCGGGAACUAUCAUCUUGUCUGUGACUACAACGGUAGUCUGGUCUGCCGGAUCGUUUGUGAUUGGGGACGGAAAUCAACGCACGUAGUGUUCAUGCGGAGGCCAAUAGAGUGAGGUUUUCUGUCGCAAGAUCUUUGAUGCUACCUUUGUUUGGGGUUUAUUGUUGGGCAUCGCCUACCGAGCGGGAGCGAUGGACUCAAAACAGUUUUUUUUUUUAUGUUUUUCUUUUCCUUGCGCCGGACAUGUCUCAAGCGACGGCUGAUGUGUUGUCUGGCUGGCGCCGUUCUUCCUGUGCAAUGUUGUUUGUGUUUUGUUAUCGCGAUUGCGACGUGUUUUUAGUAAAGUGCGUACCUGUUCGAGUGGUUGGCCUGCGACGGAAAGCGUCGGUGUCAGCCGGUACGGAAGUAAAUUACUCUUUAUGAAUACUGUGCAAAAAAAAAUGGGGAGGGGGAAGGGGAUC